This is a messenger RNA of Aspergillus versicolor CBS 583.65, 1747 nucleotides long. Its product is annotated as peptidylprolyl isomerase. Gene Ontology annotation, molecular function: protein binding; peptidyl-prolyl cis-trans isomerase activity. Gene Ontology annotation, cellular component: intracellular membrane-bounded organelle. Gene Ontology annotation, biological process: protein peptidyl-prolyl isomerization. Lineage: Eukaryota; Fungi; Ascomycota; Eurotiomycetes; Eurotiales; Aspergillaceae. The record is from RefSeq and is a predicted model, not a curated record. The transcript has 5 exons. The coding region runs from base 246 to 1400 and encodes 384 amino acids.
GGAUUAACGAUUGGAUUCACAGCUUGCAAAAGUUGGGGUUCGUAGCGCGAGUCAUGGAAGGUGAUGGAACUCUCUGAAGCAUCGGAGCUGGCCAUCUCCAGCCCACUUUGGCCUCUCUUUUCCCCCUCCAGGCUUUAAUAACUUCCCUCUCUCGUCACCCCUUUGGUCGCCUAUCAUUUGUCCCUACUUCCGUCUUCUCCGUUUAUACCAGCGUUUCUACAAUACCCUUCUCUAUCCCCACAACCAUGGCUGAAUCCCAGCGUCGUUUUCGCGUCUUCUUUGACAUCCAAAUCGGCCAGCAGAAAGCCGGUCGCGUUGCUCUUGAAUUGUUCAAUGAUGUCGUCCCCAAGACCGCAGAGAAUUUCCGAGCACUUUGUACUGGCGAGAAGGGAGAAGGAAACCAGGGCAAGCCCCUGCAUUUCAAGGCUAUUCAGAAACCUAACCAGUAUCUCCUGUUAGGUUCGAUCUUCCACCGAGUUAUCAAGCAAUUCAUGAUUCAGGGUGGUGACUUCACUGCUUUCAACGGCACUGGCGGCGAGUCGAUCUAUGGCGAAAAGUUCCCCGACGAGAAUUUCGAGCUGAAGCAUGACCGUCCCUUCCUCCUUUCCAUGGCUAACUCUGGCCCCGGCACAAACGGCAGCCAGUUCUUCAUUACUACCGUUCCUACUCCUCACCUAGACGGCAAACAUGUGGUUUUUGGUGAAGUGCUCAACGGCAAGAGCGUGGUCCGCAAGAUCGAGAAUUUGCCAACUCAGGCCGACAAGCCUCAAUCUGACGUGACCAUCGUGGACUGUGGUGAACUUACCGGGGACGAAUAUGAAAAUGCGGACAAGCAGGUUCCCGAUGCUACCGGUGACCCAUACGAGGACUUCCCCGAUGACCACCAGGGAGAGGAGCUGAGUGCUCCAGUGUGCUUCAAGAUUGCUUCGGAGCUGAAGAAUUUCGGAAACACGGCUUUUAAGAGCGGCGACAUCAACUUGGGUCUUGAGAAGUACCAGAAGGGUCUACGCUAUCUCAAUGAAUUUCCGGAGCCGGAGGAGGGAGAUCCCAAGGAACUGGAGGCUCAGAUCAAGUCUCUGCGAUUCACCCUCCACUCGAAUUCUUCUCUUCUCGCAAACAAAUUGGGCCAGUUCAAGAACGCGAAAACCUGGGCUACGUACGCCUUGGAAGUUGCCGGUGCUGCUAGCGCAAAGGAUGCGGACAAAGCGAAGGUCUACUAUCGCCGCGCGGUGGCUCAUACCGGACUCAAGGAAGAAGAUGAUGCUCUGAAGGACCUGGAGGCGGCUUCCAGCCUGGCUCCUAGCGAUGCCGCGAUCUCGGCCGAGACUGCUAGAGUCAAGAAGGCCAUCAAAACCAGAGAGGCUCAGGAGAAGGCCACUGCUCGGAAGUUCUUCUCAUAGACAAAAUUUCUGUGGUUAUGAUUCAUGAAUCUUUCUCAUUCCCCACAUCCUCCAGCGCCAGUUAUUUGCAUAGAAAGUGACGAUGUUCUCGGCUCCGAAAAUGGGCCUCGCAAUUCUGCUUUCUCCCGUAUCUGGGCAUGUGUGGUUUCAGUGUUCCCAAGCCUUUUACAGAACUUAGUUCGAUAGCAUGGAGAAAUAGGCGCACAGUGUUACUUCUUGUACCGUCCGUUACAUAGUGAUAUGUAGCCAAGGUUCUAAGCAAUAUAAGAAUAUCUCCUUGCAUAUGGCAGUACUAUAUCAGACCAUACCAAUGGAUUCUCUAGAGGUGGGUAUGAUCCCUCAGUGUU